Molecule: messenger RNA, 1155 nt
Organism: Mucor velutinosus
Lineage: Eukaryota; Fungi; Mucoromycota; Mucoromycetes; Mucorales; Mucoraceae
Exons: 8
Coding region: 1-1155 (384 amino acids)
Biological process (GO): carbohydrate metabolic process
Source: RefSeq, a predicted model, not a curated record
AUGCUUUAUACCAAUUUUGCCUUGGUACAACAAUGGUAUGCUGAAGGCAACGAGGUCGCCGACCAUACAUUUACUCAUGUUGGCUCUCCAUCUUCACAAGAAAUCGCUGCUGCUCGCGCCAUGUUGAAUCAAUACGGUGGUAUCCCUCUUGGCAAAAUCAAGGGUUUCAGAGCACCUUUCUUGAACUACACUCAAGACACUCUGCGAGAGAUUGCUUCUCAAGGAUUCCAAUACGAUACGUCUGCAACUGGCGUAGUCGAUGAUUGCUACUGGCCAUACACUCUUGAUUACGGUUUAGCUAAUGAUUGUUGGAACAAUGUAUGUGGCUCUGAACUCAAGUUGCCUGGUGUCUGGGAGAUCCCCAUGUAUGCAGUUCAGGAUAAUGCAGGAACCGCUCAAUUGAUGGACGUGUACCUUGCUGGCUCUCCUUCUGAUGUCACUGCUUGGUCCAACGCCAACUUUGAUAGACAUUACAAUGGCAAUCGUCAACCUUUUGGUAUCUACGUUCAUCCUACCCACUUGACAAACUACCCUGGCCUUGCUGAUACGACUGCUCAAAAGAGUGCAGUGGUCAGUUUCAUUCAAUCACUUCAAGGAAAGCCUGAUGUUUGGUUUGUCACCAAUGACCAAUUGUUGCAAUGGAUGCAAAACCCUGUUCCUGCAAGUCAGUUAGCCAACCAGCCUUACAUGCAAUGUACUACUCCCAACAUUGGCAAGGAAAUUUGUAACGGUUUAGAGAACAUUACUAUUGCCAGUAACGUUGUCUCUGGUAGUUUGCUCAAUUCGUGCAAUUUUAACACUGCCAAUUGGGCCACUUGUUUCAACUGUCCUUCUUCUGAGCCCACUUUGGAAAACCCUACACCCAAUGCUGCUGUUGCUUCUACUGAUCCCAAGUUCCGUCAUCCUGUUCCCAAUAAUUGCGAUAGUCUUUGGUGGGAUCCUAUUGCCGGUCAAUGUUUAUGCUCAAACACAACUUGUGCCUACAAUGAUACAUCUGUUCCUGUUGCCACAAAUACCACUGUGAACAAGGUCGUAUCAUCUACUGGAAACAAUUCUCAACAAACCAAUGCCGACAAGAAUGGUGCUGCUCAACUCACUGCUACUGUGAUGGGUCUUGCUUUGAGUGCUGGUGUUGCUGCAAUUAUGGCAUUGUAA